Clavispora lusitaniae ATCC 42720 is the source of this 1557-nucleotide messenger RNA. It is a transcript of the gene ALD5, whose product is annotated as aldehyde dehydrogenase (NAD(P)(+)). Gene Ontology annotation, molecular function: aldehyde dehydrogenase (NAD+) activity. The record is from RefSeq and is a predicted model, not a curated record. Lineage: Eukaryota; Fungi; Ascomycota; Pichiomycetes; Serinales; Metschnikowiaceae.
AUGAUUAGAACCACUUUUGCCAGAAACACCGUCCGCAAGGCAUGGGCGCCAGCUAUGGUGAGAUUGUACUCCAACUUGCCAAUGUCGGUCACUGUGACUUUGCCUAAUGGUAACACAUACGAACAACCUACCGGUUUGUUCAUCAACAACAAGUUUGUGUUGCCUCAGCAAAAGAAGACCUUUGAGGUGAUCUCCCCAUCCACUGAGGAGGAAAUCACCCACGUGUACGAGGCCAGAGAGGAGGAUGUCGACACUGCCGUCCAAGCUGCGAAAGCUGCUUUUGAAGGUGGCUGGUCUAACGCCGACCCAUCUGUCAGAGCCGCUGCUUUGAACAAGUUGGCUGACUUGCUCGAGGAGAAUGCCGAGACCUUGGCUAACAUUGAAGCCAUGGACAACGGUAAGUCUUUGCAAAAUGCCAGAGGCGAUGUGGCUCUUUCUAUUGGCUGCUUCAGAUCUACUGCUGGCUGGGCCGACAAGAUCAUGGGCAGCAUUGUUGAGACUGGUGACUCGCACUUCAACUACACCAGAAGAGAGCCUUUGGGUGUCUGUGGUCAAAUCAUCCCAUGGAACUUCCCAUUGUUGAUGUUCACCUGGAAGGUUGCACCUGCUAUCGCCACCAACAACACCAUUGUGUUGAAAACUUCUGAAACUACCCCAUUGUCUGCUUUGUUUGUUUGUAAAUUGAUCCAAGAGAACAAUGUUCUCCCACCUGGAGUGUUGAACGUUGUUAACGGUUUUGGUAAGAUCACUGGUAACGCCAUCACUGACCACCCUGUUAUCAAGAAGGUUGCUUUCACUGGUUCUACUGCUACUGGUAAGCACAUUAUGGCCAAGUGUGCAAACACUUUGAAGAAGGUUACUUUGGAAUUGGGUGGUAAGUCUCCACACAUUAUCUUCAAUGAUGCUGACGUUGAUGUUGCUAUCAAGAACGUGAUUACUGGUAUCUUCUACAACUCGGGUGAAGUGUGCUGUGCUGGUUCUCGUUUGUACAUUCAAGAGGGCAUUUACGAGGAAUUCGUUGCUAAGUUUGUCGAAGCUGCUAAGGCUGUCAAGGUUGGUGACCCAUUCAACGAAGAGACUUUGCAAGGUGCUCAAAACUCUUGGAACCAAUUGUCUAAGAUUUUGGGCUUCAUUGAGACCGGUAAGAAGGAAGGUGCUACUUUGUUGACCGGUGGUAAGAGAGCUGGUGACAAGGGUUUCUUUGUUGAGCCAACUGUCUUCGGUGAUGUUACUGAGGACAUGACCAUUGUCAAGGAAGAAAUUUUCGGUCCUGUCAUUACUGUCCACAAGUUCAAGACUAUUGACGAGGCUGUCGAGUUGGCCAACAACUCUCAAUACGGUUUGGCUGCUGGUAUUCAAUCUACUAACGUUAACACCUGUAUUGAUGUUGCCAGAAGAAUCAAGGCUGGUACCGUCUGGGUUAACACUUACAACGACUUCCACCCAAUGGUUCCAUUCGGUGGUUUCGGUGCUUCCGGUAUGGGCAGAGAGAUGGGUAAGGAGGUUUUGGACAACUACACCCAAACCAAGGCUGUCAGAAUGGCUGUUCACAAGUAA